Adineta ricciae is the source of this 921-nucleotide messenger RNA. Lineage: Eukaryota; Metazoa; Rotifera; Eurotatoria; Adinetida; Adinetidae. The record is from the annotation of a GenBank genome assembly.
AUGUCAGCAAGCAAAGAACGCGUGUUUGUUACUGGUGCAACUGGAAAUAUCGGCGGUGAUAUCGUUCGCGGUCUCAUCGAAAAAGGAAUCAAUACAACAGCAUUUGUACGAGAUGAAAACAAAGCAAAAGAUUUGUUCAAAGAUGAAUGCAGCACUGGACGUUUGAAAUUCGUCGUUGGUGAUUAUUCGUCCGUUGAUGCAUUUACAAAAGCAAUUCAAGGUCAUACUCGUCUAUUUCUUCUAUUCGCUGCUGUUCAUAGUAAACCAACAGAUAUGAGUGAAGUGAAGGAAACCUUCGCGAAGAUCGCUUUUGAGCAAGGUGUUCGACAAAUUGUUGAUCUCUCCUCGGCUUUUGUCAGCAGCUACGGACGAAAAGGUAUCAUUGGUUAUAUGCACACAGCAGCUGAAGAAAAGCUUUGGAAACUGGCAGACGAAAAUCCAGCACAACGUUCUCUUGUAGUACUUCGUCCUGGAACGUUCAUGAGCAAUCAUUUCAUGAGUGAUGUGCACCAGAUCAAGAGAGCGAACAAGCUCGUCUCAUGUGGAGCACCGUCAUCAGUAGUAACAUGGAUCGAUACGAGAGAUAUCGCGGACUGUGCUGUAGCCGUUCUAAGUGAACCCGUUGACAAACAUGACCGGAAUAUCUAUGAACUUGGCACUGAAGCUUUAAGUAAUGAACAGCGAGCAGCCAUCUUCACGAAAGUUUUAGGUAGACCUAUUACGUAUGAACAACAAUCAUACGAAGACUUAUAUAAAUUUUUGACUGGCAUGGGUCUACCGCAUUCGAUUGUAUAUAACUUUACAAUGGUGGCUUCCAAAAAUAUUUGUGAUACUACUACUCCUGAAAUCGCUCUUAUUACCGGUCGACCACUACGCACACUUGAACAAUGGAUCAAGGACAACGUUAAAGCGUUUCAAUAG